AUGAAUAGUGAUCCUAAUGAGAAAAGAGGGUCGUUGUUAUUAGCAUGGCAAGUAAGAGAUAAACAUUGCUUGGUCAUAGGAAGUGGAGAUGUAGCGUUAAGUAGAAUCGAACAUAUGAUUGUAGCUCAAGCUAAAAUCACUGUAAUUACUGGUGAAACUAAAGUCCAUCCACAAAUCUUGAAAUUAAAUGAACAAGGAGCUAUUCAUAAGUUGAUUGAAAGAAAUUAUCAACCUAGUGAUUUGAAAAUGUAUGAAAAUGAAGGUAUUGACAUUGAGUUUGAUAAAGUAACUGAAGAAGAUUUCACUAAAAUCAAUGAAUAUCUUCAUAAUAAUCGAUUUGAAGUAGUCUGUUGUUGUAUUGAUGAUCAUAUCUUAUCUGCCAAAAUCUACUUUCAAUGUAAAUUACUCGGAAUAAAUGCUAAUAUCGCUGAUAAACCAGAAUUAUGUGAUUUUUAUUUUGGUGCUAUGAUCAAUAAAGACAAUUUACAAAUCAUGAUAUCAACUAAUGGUAAGUCACCUAGAUUACUGAAAAUCAUUAAAGAUAUCAUUAAAAAACAAAUCGAUGAUAUAGAUUUGAAUAAGGCCAUUGAAAACUUGAACCUCGUCAGAUUCAAUUUACGUAAAUUGAAAUUACCUGAAAAUGAUGUCAAUACUAUUGAUCUUAGAAUGCAAUGGAUUAAGAAAUUAACUGAUUUUUUUGAUACAAAAGCAUGGAGUGAAAUGGACAUCAAUGAUGAAAAUGUUCUUAAUAUUGUAAAUAAGUAUCCAGAGUAUCCACCAGAAGAGAUUGAAGAAUUCAAGAGAUUGUUGAUAUAA
Yamadazyma jaroonii is the source of this 816-nucleotide messenger RNA. NCBI's taxonomy places the organism in Eukaryota, Fungi, Ascomycota, Pichiomycetes, Serinales, Debaryomycetaceae. The record is from the annotation of a GenBank genome assembly.